GGACAGAGAGUGGAAGGAGUGAAGUGAUAGAGGCAGUUCUCCUGCUGUUUAAUGAUUUUUCUUCAUCAGGAUGAAAUUCAGAAUGAAUGUCCACCAUGUUCUGUUCUUCUGCUUCUUAUCAGGAGCACUGUGUCCCACAGAAACCUACUCUGGAGACUUCCCCUUCUAUACAGCGACUGAAGGACAAAGUAUCUCCUUUGAAUUCCCCUUCACUCUGGCCGGACGGAGCAGGAGUUACUUGUGCAAGGGGGAAUGCAAAAAGAAGGACAUUCUCAUUAAAACACCUCAUGCCACAGCUCAGCAUGGAAGAUACAGCAUCAAGUAUCAUGAAGGAGUUCUGCAAGUGACCAUCACAGAGCUGCAAACAUCUGACUCGGGUUGGUACAGGUGUGGGGUGGGCAACCUUUCCCUAUCGGAUUCAUACGAGCUUGUUGAGAUCAGAGUUAAAGAAGUCUCUCACUCAGUUUCCCCCCUGAUUGCCGUAGAGUGUGCGACAGUGGUUGGUUUUGUGCUAUUGGCGGUUUUUCUACUGCUGCUUUACAAAUGGAAGUCAAAGAGGGAAACUGAUGGUUUCAACACCAGGGGAAACUCAGACAAUACAAACAUGGAGUUUGUCACCUACGAAAACUGUCCUCCACUCUCCACAUGUGAAGACUCCACCUACCAGGCCCUCGAUCCAGCCAGCAGGGAUCAGGAUCAGAUCUACUUUACCCUCAUACAGGAUGUGUAGUUGUUGAAUGGGCACAUUUUUUAUAUUUAAAAAAUAAAUAAAUAAAACUUU
Molecule: messenger RNA, 781 nt
Organism: Siniperca chuatsi (mandarin fish)
Lineage: Eukaryota; Metazoa; Chordata; Actinopteri; Centrarchiformes; Sinipercidae
Exons: 5
Coding region: 71-730 (219 amino acids)
Source: RefSeq, a predicted model, not a curated record